UUGUGUUCAGCUUUGUGUUUAUUCAUUUUUACUCCUGUGUUUUCAACAGUUUUGAAGUCAUUGAUGUAACGUUAUAUGUGCAAGUUUUGGACUCUUUUGACCAACUAAAGACUAUUUAACGGAGCGCUUCUUGAGUGCGCAGUAUCUUGUGAGUGUGUGCUGUGUUCUUCAGCUCGUCUGCAGGAUGUCUUCACUGGUUUCUCACGGGUUUCAGAGCAGUAAACAGGACUUCAGCUUCGGGCCCUGGACUGUCAGCGCGGCCAAGACUCACAUCAUGAAGUCUAAAGACAUCGAGAGGUUAGCAGAGACCAUGAACAUGCCGGCUCUCCCAGAGAUGCUGUUCGGUGACAAUGUGCUGCGCAUUCAGCACGCCGAUGGUUUCGGGAUCGAAUUCAACGCCAUCGACGCUCUCAAACGUGUCAACAACAUGCAGGACUCUGUGAAAGUGGCUUGUGCGCAGGAGUGGCAGGAAAGCAGGGCCGAGUCGGAGGCGUCUAAAGAGGUGGUGAAGCGCUACGACUGGACCUACACCACGGAUUACAGGGGCACUUUACUCGGAGAGCACCUGCAGAUCCAGGUGAAGCCCACGGACGAGCGCAUCGACAUGGAGAAGCUGAGAGCGCGAGAACAGAUCAAGUUCUUCGAGGACGUGCUGCUGUUCGAGGACGAGCUGCACGAUCACGGCGUGUCUAUGAUCAACGUGAAGAUCAGAGUGAUGCCCACCAGCUUCUUCCUCCUGCUGCGGUUCUUCCUGAGAGUGGAUGGAGUGCUGAUCAGGAUAAACGACACGCGUCUGUAUCACGAGGCUGGAAAAAAACACAUGCUCCGAGAAUUCAGCACACGGGAAAGUCAAAUGUCAGACCUCCAGCACGUUCCUCCGGCCGUUUACACAGACCCCAAUGAAAUCGCCCCGCACCUGCCGCUGAAGCUCAUGGAGUGUGAGAGGCUGGAGUUUCCAGAGCGAGCGACGCACACAGGAUCAUCAGACUGACGCGAGCGGAGCAGAGCGCGCUAAAGACUCGAACCCGGAGCCGCGGCGCGUCACUGGAGCCUCACGUCUCGUACCGUCGAGCUGCUGUUUCACAGACUCUAAAUCUGAAGCUGAUGCUUGUUUGAUUGGGGAAGAUUUCAUUAAAAUCCUUGAAAUGA
Molecule: messenger RNA, 1149 nt
Organism: Onychostoma macrolepis
Lineage: Eukaryota; Metazoa; Chordata; Actinopteri; Cypriniformes; Cyprinidae
Gene: tiprl
Product: TIP41, TOR signaling pathway regulator-like (S. cerevisiae)
Exons: 8
Coding region: 185-991 (268 amino acids)
Biological process (GO): TOR signaling
Cellular component (GO): cytosol
Source: RefSeq, a predicted model, not a curated record